Molecule: messenger RNA, 1086 nt
Organism: Coniosporium apollinis CBS 100218
Lineage: Eukaryota; Fungi; Ascomycota; Dothideomycetes
Exons: 3
Coding region: 1-1086 (361 amino acids)
Biological process (GO): carbohydrate metabolic process
Molecular function (GO): hydrolase activity, hydrolyzing O-glycosyl compounds
Source: RefSeq, a predicted model, not a curated record
AUGAGGUCAACCGAAAGAAAUCUACGGAAGUUUCCUCUCGUCCUUGCUCUUCUUAGUCUGGUCAGCUAUACCCUAGCCGACACGUGUAGUUGCGGUUACGCACAAGGCGCGGAUGUUAUCUGGACCGACAGCAUUGAGACUGACUUUACUGCCGUGCGCGACAUCGAAACUUUCCAAGACUGGGCCGUACAGAAAUGGACUUCAGCUCGAAAUGUCUCCGAAGCACCUUACGGCCGUCUCCGUGAGGCGCGGAACGUCGUCGCCAAUCCCGCAACGGGCGGUGACGGAUCCAUAGGAAAAGAUGGCAGCCAGGCAGGUCUACAGUUGUAUGUUCGCUCUGCUCUUGAGGACGACAAUACACUCGUGCCUGUUGGCGAAAUCUUCUCGAAAAGAGAAGACAUUCAAUAUGGCUCGUUUCGGGCUGGCAUACAGACUUCCAGUAUAAAUGGCACUGUCAGCGCCUUCUUCUGGUACCGGAACGCAACUCAAGAGGUAGACAUGGAGCUUCUCUCCGCCGAGACAACAGCGAAUAACUCGACCCUCAACAUGGUGUUGCAGUCUUGGCAAUCGCUCUGGGCCGGCAGCGACGCAUCCAAAACUGCCGGCUUCAAGAAGGAUGUGUUGCCAUUCAUCGCAGAUGACGCGGUACACGAGUAUCGAUUUGACUGGACACCAACCUCCGUGUCCUUCUACGUCGAUAGCAACCACCUAUGGACAAACACCCUCCCCGACUUCGUUCCUUCGAGUCCGGGAUACCUUGUUCUUAACCAUUGGAGCAACGGCAACAGCGGCUGGUCCCGGGGGCCGCCAAAAGAAGAUGCGAGAAUGAUUGUCACUUACGUCAAGGCGUACUUCAACUCCACUGAUCCGGUACGGCAGCGCGACUUUUCGUCCGCUUGCCGGAAACCGAGUAGUGAUAACAUCUGCCAAAUUACGCCACAGGCUGAGCCACCCAUUUGUCGAAAGCCCGGUGGAUGUGAGGGCGGGACGAUGACUGUCUCAAGCGCUGCAUCGACGGGCAAAGUACUGAGUGCGAUUUUGAUAUCGAUUGUUGGCAUGGCGGCUGUGUGGCUCGCUGGUAUUUGA